Messenger RNA from Prunus armeniaca (apricot), 2475 nucleotides. The record is from the annotation of a GenBank genome assembly. NCBI's taxonomy places the organism in Eukaryota, Viridiplantae, Streptophyta, Magnoliopsida, Rosales, Rosaceae.
AUGAGAGAGUUCAUCAUCCUUAGCUACUCUGCUUCUUCUUCUUCUUCCAUUGCCACUCUUCCAAAUCCCCACGGCAGCAACCACUCCACCAAACCCUACAAAGACAAACCCUUAUCACUUCCCAAGCUAUCUCCCUCCAAAUCCUCUCCUCCAAUCUCCACCGUCCAUUCCCGCCCCCCUCCCCUCUUCGCCGUCCGAUGGGACCCCACCAAAACGCACCUCAGCUACUUCGCCGACCUCGCCUCCAAGCUCGCCAGAGACGGCAAGUUCCAAGAUUUCGCUAUGGUUGUCGAAAGCGUCGUGCUUUCGGGUGUCCGAGGCUCCGAGUUCACAGCGGCGCUCAAGCUUGAGCUUGUGGCGAAGGGCAUUUCGCGGCUUUUGAAAGAGGGAAAUGUCCGGAGUGUCGUUGAGGUGUUGGGGAAAGUUAACGAGCUUGGGGUUCCGCCAUUGAAGCUGUUUAAUGGGUACGCUAUGGAGUUGCUGGGAAGGCAGUGUAGCCAGCUUUUGAAAUGUAAGCAAGUGCAGGAACUUGUUGAGCUCAUGGAGGUUCUUGCAGGUUUUCAUUUCCCAAUCAAAGAACUGCUGGAGCCAUCUGAAGUUAUCAAACUUUGUGUUGAUAAAUGUUGCCCAAAAUUGGCCAUAAGGUAUGCUUGUAUUUUUCCACAUGCGCAUAUAUUAUUCUGUAACAUUAUAUAUGAAUUUGGAAAGAGAAAGGCGUUGGAGCCUGCUUUGGCAGCAUAUGAAGCAUCCAAGGAAAACUUGAAUGGUUCAAAUAUGUAUGUCUACCGUACAAUAAUUGAUGUAUGUGGUCUCUGCAAAGACUACAUGAAAUCUAGGUACAUCUAUGAGGACUUGCUCAAACAGAAGGUUACCCCGAAUAUUUAUGUAUUCAACAGUCUCAUGAAUGUGAACGCACAUGACUUGAACUACACAUUUCAUGUAUACAAGAGUAUGCAAAAUCUUGGUGUCAGAUCAGAUAUGGCAUGCUAUAAUAUCCUUUUGAAGGCAUGCUGUCUUGCUGGACGAGUUGAUUUGGCACAAGAUAUUUACAGGGAAGUCCAGCAUUUGGAAUCAACAGGAGUGUUGAAAUUGGAUGUCUUCACAUACAGCACUAUUGUAAAGGUCUUUUCAGAUGCAAAAUUGUGGCACAUGGCUCUAAACGUCAAAGAAGACAUGCUAUCAGCAGGUGUUACACCUAAUACAGUUACAUGGUCGUCAUUGAUCAGUGCCUGUGCAAAUGCAGGUAUUGUUGAGAAGGCAAUCCAGUUGUUUGAAGAGAUGCUUCUGGCUGGCUCUGAACCUAAUUCACAGUGUUUUAACAUCCUUCUACAUGCUUGUGUUGAGGCUAACCAGUAUGAUAGGGCUUUUCGCCUUUUCCAGUCUUUGAAGAGCACUAAAGUCCAGGAGACUUUUGGCAAAAAGUAUAAAGGGCUUUCUUUUAAACCCACAACUACAACAUACAAUACUUUGAUGAAGGCCUGUGGUACUGACUACUACCAUGCAAAAGCAUUAUUGGAUGAGAUGAGAGCAGUAGGUCUUUAUCCUAAUCAAAUAAGCUGGUCAAUUUUGGCUGAUAUCUGUGGAGGCUCAGGAAAUGUUGAGGGUGCCUUGCAGAUUCUGAAAAAUAUGCGUGCAGCUGGGAUGAAACCUGAUGUUGUUGCAUAUACAACAGCUAUCAAGGUCUGUGUGGAAAAUGAAAAUUUGGAGCUAGCAUUGUCACUGUUUGCAGAAAUGAAAAAGUAUCAGAUACACCCAAAUUUGGUGACAUAUAAUACACUUCUGAGGGCUCGUAGCAGAUAUGGUUCUGUAAGCGAAGUACAACAAUGCCUGGCUAUAUACCAGGAUAUGCGGAAAGCAGGUUACAAAUCUAAUGAUUAUUACCUCGAGCAACUAAUCGAGGAGUGGUGUGAAGGAGUUAUACAAGACAGCAACGCCAAACAAGAAGAGUUUAGCUCAUGCAACAAAACUGACAUCGGGAGACCUGGAAGUCCGCUGCUUGAAAAAGUUGCAGAACAUUUGCAAACGCAUAUUGCUGAGACCUUAGCAGUGGACCUUCAAGGACUGACGAAGGUUGAAGCUCGGAUCGUUGUUCUUGCAGUUCUACGAAUGAUCAAAGAGAACUAUACCUUAGGACAUUCCGUAAAAGAUGACAUGCUGAUCGUCGUAGGAGUCCAUGAGGUUGAUGGAUGCUCAACCACACAAAAUUUAGAGGUGAAAGAUGCAAUAACCAAACUUCUGCAGGAUGAAUUGGGGCUCAAGGUUCUUGCAACAGGAGCUAAAGUUGGACUUGAUACUACAAUAGAACCAGGGAACACUACUGAUUCAGAUAAAGAUUUAGAAGAAAUGUCAGGGAGGGAUGAACUACCCGCAGAGUUGAUCUAUUCCACGCGAAGACCCGUGCCUUUAGAAAGGCUAAAGGUAACCAGGGGAUCACUGCAACAUUGGCUGCGGAGAAGAAGUGCUCCUAGAAGGUGA